Molecule: messenger RNA, 493 nt
Organism: Lineus longissimus
Lineage: Eukaryota; Metazoa; Nemertea; Pilidiophora; Heteronemertea; Lineidae
Product: histone H3
Exons: 1
Coding region: 22-432 (136 amino acids)
Cellular component (GO): nucleosome
Molecular function (GO): structural constituent of chromatin; protein heterodimerization activity; DNA binding
Source: RefSeq, a predicted model, not a curated record
AUUCAUACUGUAAGUGUAAAGAUGGCAAGAACCAAGCAGACCGCUCGUAAGUCAACCGGAGGAAAAGCCCCGAGGAAACAAUUGGCCACCAAGGCAGCCAGGAAGAGUGCCCCAGCUACUGGUGGAGUCAAGAAGCCCCAUCGUUACAGGCCAGGAACCGUCGCUCUCCGAGAGAUCCGUCGUUACCAGAAGAGCACCGAACUUCUCAUCAGGAAAUUGCCCUUCCAGCGUCUUGUCCGUGAGAUUGCCCAGGACUUCAAGACCGACCUGCGAUUCCAGAGCUCGGCAGUCAUGGCCCUCCAGGAGGCUAGCGAGGCCUACCUCGUCGGACUUUUCGAGGACACCAAUCUCUGCGCCAUCCACGCCAAACGUGUGACAAUCAUGCCCAAGGACAUCCAGCUGGCUCGUCGUAUCCGUGGAGAGAGAGCUUAAGUCAAGUUCUACUUUCAAUGUAAAGAAAGGGCCCUUCUCAGGGCCAACUAUAUUUCAAAAG